This is a messenger RNA of Bipolaris victoriae FI3, 1050 nucleotides long. RefSeq lists its product as hypothetical. The transcript is spliced from 3 exons. The coding region runs from base 1 to 1050 and encodes 349 amino acids. The record is from RefSeq and is a predicted model, not a curated record. NCBI's taxonomy places the organism in Eukaryota, Fungi, Ascomycota, Dothideomycetes, Pleosporales, Pleosporaceae.
AUGCCUGCAGAGAAGAGGAGGAAGACUGAGGCCCUAGCGAUAGUGCCGGAGCGUGGUGACCCGGGCCAAAGGCGCCGGGAUAAGAUUGCUUCCUUGGAGGCCCGAGUAAACGAGCAGAAUGGCAGCCAGUCUCACAUUGAGCUGGAUGUCGCACCGUCUCUGGAGACUGCAGCUAACUCUGGACUCUCGACUGUCAGCCCUAAGGAUAUUUUAAAUGUCGAAGAGCACAAUGUUUCCUCUUUUGAUGGUGCUGUUUCAGCGUUCGAUGCCGUUGAUGUUGACUUUUCCCUAUCUGGCGACUUUGGUAGGCUCGUAUACCUAACUUCGAUCACAUCAAUAUCAUUCACUACUGAAUACCUUCAAGAUAUCCAAAACCAACAAACGUCCCUCUCUGUAUCCAUAAUUCCAGACAACCUGACUACAAGUCCAUUACCGAUUACCAAUACUCCUGCGUCCUCCAACACCUUCGCAGGCCCCGAUUCCCAACCCUCACCCUUCACCUUCCCACUAACCCCAGACGUAAACAUCGACGUACCCAUAAUGGCUACCAUUCGAGCCUUUAUGUCAAUUGCUUCCCUCCUCGACAUCGUUCCAGAUAUCUUCAAUCCAUUGGCACUGCACACAUCACCGCCUACCCCGCAUCCGUCCCUCCCGCUCAAUCUCCACCCCGUCCCCGCGCAGAUUCUGAUCCCGCACCACCCAGCCCUGGACAUUCUUCCCUGGCCCUCUAUACGUGAGAAGCUGAUUUGCAUGCUCCACCUCCCCUCCUCCCAACGCCCUCCAAUCGCCCGCGGCACCCGCGGCGAACCCAUCCAACGCAUUAUCCACGACAUUGAUGACUAUACUUCCGGGUUUCGCGUCCACGGUAACACUGCAGGCUGGUCCGCGCACCAUGAGAUGGCCGAGGAAAGCUGGGAAAUAGGUGACACGUUCUAUCGCAACUGGUGGUUUUGCGUGGAUAGUAAGAUAAUUUUGAUGACGAAUGCGCGAAGGAGAGAUAGGGGAGAGGCACCGCUAAGGUUGGACGACGUAGGAAGUCAAUGUAAUUAA